Molecule: messenger RNA, 487 nt
Organism: Dentiscutata erythropus
Lineage: Eukaryota; Fungi; Glomeromycota; Glomeromycetes; Diversisporales; Gigasporaceae
Source: the annotation of a GenBank genome assembly
CAACAAAAUCGUCGUAGAGCAGAACGACGUGUUAUAAGAAAUCAAGAUAGUCGAGAAUUAAAUAUUGCAACUAGAUUACUUAGAGGAGGAUCAUUACCCAAAAAAAAAACCAUGUCGAUAUCAAUGAAAAAUGUUUUACUCUGGAAUCCUUCAUCGGAUCCGGAAACUCCCAAUCACGCAUUUUUCGAAAAUGUCGUUCCCCUACUUAAUUUACUUUCUAAAUCAUACGAAAUUUAUCUCAUUUGUCCCGUAUCAAGUUUUCAAGAAAAAGAACAAAUUCUGAAUUUUCUUCGACACGCUAAUUUGUUAAAACCCGGUACGAUCGAUGAACAAAGGGUAUUAUUUUGUGAAACUCAAGAAGGAAAAGUCCAUAUCAUUCGACAUAUUGAAGCAAAUAUUCAUAUCGAAGGUGGAAUAAAUGGAGAAGAAACUGUUGAGAUGGUAAGAGGAUUUGUGGGAAAUGUUAUUUGGGCUAUACAAGGUGGAA